AUGAGCCAACAUAAUUCUGACAAACAUGUUGCCACGAAGGCAAUGUUAGAGCUAAAGUUAUUAGAGGUUUUAGGACAAUCUGAUAUCAGUCAAUUAAAGGUCCUAUUCGAAAGAGAUUUUAAUUCAGAAGACUCGAGAAAUAACAAAUAUAUUCAAGAUAUUAAAAAGUCAUUGCUACAUUAUUGUGUUCAAGUCGGUUCAUUAGAGUUAAUUAAAGAUGUUGUCAAUGAAUUUUAUCAAAGUGAUAAUAGUAAUGAAUUAGGUGUGAAAUUAGAUAUUAACCAGCAAGAUGAAAAUGGAAAUACACCAUUACAUUUAGCUUCUGCCCAAGGUAGAGCUGAUGUUGUAGAAUAUUUAAUGAAUUUGCCUCAUAUUAAUGAUUGUAUACGGAAUAAAAAGAAAUUGCAACCUGUUGAAGUUUGUAAAGAUUUAAAUGUUGCACAAAUGAUGCAGUUGAAAAGAGCUAAUUAUAUUGAAAAUGUCAUCGAACAGUGUAAAGAUGCUUCAAAGAAAAAAGAUCUAUCAAAAUUAGAACAGUUAUUUAAAAAUCCAAGAAAUAAAGAAUUAAUUAAUAUCAAUGACGUCGAUCCUACAACCGGUGAAAAUAUUUUACAUUUACACAUUUUACAUGGUGAUAUUCCAAUAGUUAAAUGGUUAUUGGAUCAUGGUGCUGAUCCGUUUAUCAAGAACCAGGAAGGGAAGACAGCACAUGAAGUACUACAAACGUUAAAACCACAUGAAAAAUUAAGCUUAGACAAAUUGAAUAAAUUAAAAAGUUUAUUUGAAAGAAAAGCAAAAGAAAAAAAUGUUUUAGAAAUGACUUCACCUUUAAAUAAAUGCCCAACGUUUAAAGGUUAUUUGAAAAAAUUUACAAAUUUUGCUCAAGGUUACAAGUUACGUUGGUUUGUAUUAACAGCUGAUGGUAAAUUAUCUUAUUAUAAAGAUAGUAGUGAUACUAACAAUUCAAGUCGUGGUUCUUUAAAUUUAGCAAAUUGUAUAUUGCAUGUAAAUUCAACUGAAAAAUUGAAGUUUGAAAUUGUUGGUGGAGGGGCUGGCACAAUUAAAUGGAACUUAAAAGGUGUUCACCCUAUUGAAACUAAUAAGUGGAUUUUUGUCAUACAGGCUGCAAUUAGAUAUCAAAGAGACAAAAAAAAUGGAGUCAUAGCUUCACCUGUAUCUAUAAAUCGUGCAUCAACUAUAGAAAUUUUAGGCACAUCAGCUGGACCUUUAAAUCAAAACAUUCAUAAUAAAGAUAUUGAUAUUUCUAAACAUGAAUUGAGUAGUUAUAAAAAUCCGACCUCUACCUCAUUAGCUACUAGUGAUAUUAAAUUAAAUGAUAAUUUGACUCCACAAGGAAAAUCGUAUAUUAAUAAAGUAAUCGAAACUCGGUUAGAACAGCCAACAGAUAUUCACUCAUUCCAUUCCUCAAUUAUGUCUGGAGAGUCUAAUCAAAUGAAAUCUAAUAUCAUUGGUCCUACUGAUAUCAAUUUGGAUGAUUAUGCCGAAGGUGAAACCAUUCAAGAUGAUGACGACGAUGCUAUUGGAUUAAAGACAGAUCCGAUUGAUGAAGAUAUUAACGUUCAAUACGGCUCUUAUGGUCAACAAAUUGCAAUCUUGGAGAAAUCAAUCAUUCUAGAAUUAAACUCUGUGAACAAAAUAUUAUCAGGAGGUCAAUCUUCAGUUGAAGCUUGGACUCUAAUCCGUAAAUCUUUAACAUCAAUUACAGAAUGUUUUACCAAGUUAACCGAAACUUUCGGUCAACGAGAAAAUAGUUUAGUUAAUUUAUUGGACAAAGAACGUAAUGUUAACAAUGUUUGGGUUCAGUCAGUCAAGGACUUGGAAAAAGAAUUGCAACAAAAAGAAUUCAGAUUAGAUUCUUUGAAUAAAGAAAGAAAAACUUUAAAGAAAGUUGUACAACAAAAACUUUCCAAAGGAUCAGAUUCAGCUUCUGUGGAUGUUAACACCUUAGACAAAUUGGAAGAUAGUACUGACCCAACUACAUUGGAACACAUUGCCAAAUUUAUUAGUGCUACAAGAGAUAAGGGUGAGGAUUCAGAUGCCGAUGAAUUUUUUGACGCAGAAGAAUCAGUUACAGAAGACGAAGAUGCAGGUUCUUAUGCAUCUGGAGCAAGAAACGUAGCUAGUCAUCAAAUUCAUGAAGGUGACAUUAUUGAAUUACAUUCUGCAACUUCUGAUACGCACACUAAUCUUGCAGAUGGAGCCAAAGUAAGUGAUUUUAAAAUCCAAAACUUCAAUGAACCAUCCGCUAAAAUUGAAGAAAUAAAUCGUGAAGCCACACCAGAUUCUAAGAUUAUAAAAGAAGCUACGAAUAUACCAAAACUAACCGAUGUUACUUCCACCGAAAUUAACGUAGAUGCAGGUAAUACUGUGAAAUCUAAGUCUAAUGAAACUUCAAAACAAAAGGAAUCAAAACUUUCUGGUAAGGUUGUUAAAGAAAAUCUACCAGAAGUUACUAAGAUUGCUAUAACUGCCUCUCAAAAAGAAGCAGAAUCAAAGAUUCUAGAUGAGUUAUCAUUCGCUGGCUAUGAGGAUGGUAUAAGAAAAAGAUUAAAGCUGGAUGAAGAUAAUCGUCCAAAAAUUAGUUUAUGGGGUGUUCUUAAAUCAAUGGUUGGUAAAGAUAUGACAAGAAUGACAUUACCUGUUUCAUUUAACGAACCUACAUCAUUAUUGCAGAGAGUUACUGAAGAUUUAGAAUAUUCGCAAUUAGCAGAUAUGGCUGCAACAUAUGAAGAUUCUACUUUAAGAAUGCUGUAUGUUGCUGCUUUUGCUGGUUCCUCUUUUGCAUCAACAACUCUUAGAGUUGCAAAACCAUUUAAUCCAUUACUUGGUGAAACAUAUGAAUAUGCUAGACCGGAUAAACAUUAUAGAUUUUUUACUGAACAAGUUUCUCAUCAUCCACCUAUUUCCGCAACUUGGACUGAGACACCAAAAUGGGAUUUCUGGGGUGAGUCUUAUGUUGAUACUAAAUUUACUGGAAGAACCUUUAAUGUUGAACAUUUGGGUUUAUGGUACUUAAAGUUACGUCCAGACUGUAAUGAUCCAACAGAGUUAUAUACUUGGAAAAAACCAAAAAAUACUGUUAUUGGUAUUUUAGUUGGUAAUCCACAAGUUGACAAUAGUGGUGAUGUUGAAAUUACAAACCAUACAACUGGUGAUCGUGCUGUAUUGCAUUUCAAAGCUCGUGGUUGGAGAUCAUCUGGAGCAUACGAACUUAGAGGUGAAGUGUUCAAUAAGAAAGGUAAAAAAGUUUGGGUAUUUGGAGGUCAUUGGAACGAUAGCUACCACGCCAAAAAGGUCACUGAAAGUAAACAUUCCGAAAUUACUCUAUCCAGAGCAAAAACGAACAAUUCAAUGUCAAACGUCGAACCAUUAUCGGAUGGUUCAACAUUCUUAUUAUGGAAAGCCAACAAGAGACCAGAUGCUCCAUUCCAUUUGACACCUUUUGCAAUUACUUUGAAUGCCCCACAAAAGCAUUUAGUUCCAUGGUUAGCACCAACAGAUACACGUUUAAGACCUGAUCAAAGAGCCAUGGAAGACGGUGAUUAUGAUUUAGCUGCUGAUGAGAAGCAUAGGCUUGAAGAAAAACAAAGAGCAGCUCGUAAAAGUAGAGAAGAAAGUAAUACCGAAUACAUUCCAAGAUGGUUCAAGAGUGAAAUUCAUCCAAUUACUAAGAAGAAGUACUGGAACUUUAAUGGUGAAUAUUGGAAACUAAGAAAAGAGCAUCAAUUAAAGGAUGCCGGUGACAUUUUCUAA
This is a messenger RNA of Tetrapisispora phaffii CBS 4417, 3774 nucleotides long. It is a transcript of the gene OSH2, whose product is annotated as oxysterol-binding protein related protein OSH2. The record is from RefSeq and is a predicted model, not a curated record. Lineage: Eukaryota; Fungi; Ascomycota; Saccharomycetes; Saccharomycetales; Saccharomycetaceae. Gene Ontology annotation, biological process: maintenance of cell polarity; exocytosis; piecemeal microautophagy of the nucleus. The coding region runs from base 1 to 3774 and encodes 1257 amino acids. Gene Ontology annotation, molecular function: protein binding; sterol binding. The transcript has a single exon. Gene Ontology annotation, cellular component: nuclear envelope; membrane; intracellular membrane-bounded organelle.